Scomber scombrus (Atlantic mackerel) is the source of this 6678-nucleotide messenger RNA. RefSeq names its product VPS37C subunit of ESCRT-I (gene vps37c). The transcript has 5 exons. Gene Ontology annotation, cellular component: ESCRT I complex. Bases 873 to 1958 code for a protein of 361 amino acids. NCBI's taxonomy places the organism in Eukaryota, Metazoa, Chordata, Actinopteri, Scombriformes, Scombridae. Gene Ontology annotation, biological process: protein targeting to membrane; protein targeting to vacuole; ubiquitin-dependent protein catabolic process via the multivesicular body sorting pathway. The record is from RefSeq and is a predicted model, not a curated record.
UUUGUGUCCUCUAAUUAAACUGAGUGGUCCUUGGCAGCAAUGGUGAGCCUCUCCUUUCCUCCAGUGGAUCAGGGUGAUAGAUAUGGUAGUGUUGGGAGUACACUGGUAGGGAGAUGGAACAUAAUUGUCACAUAGGGGUUUCCCUUCUAUCAGCUGAGCCUAGGACCCCACCACCACCAUGCGAUACAAGGUACACAAGAGGCAAAGCGGGCCCAGUUAAAAUAAUUUCCCUUACAUAUGCUGGUAAAAGGUAAAUAUUUUAAACGUCUAUAUUUAUAAAACUGGAGUUACAGUCUGUCAGUACUGUUUUAUAAUAUUUUAGUUUUGUCCGAACACCCCCGCAAAUCAUGAAAUGUGGAUGCUCCCUAAAAUGGCGGCGGUGUCUGUCAGUGAAGAGUGAAACUUUGCUAUUUUAACACACAUUUUGCAGUUUUCUGACAUAUUCUGUUAGUUGCGGUCGUCUGUAUGUCAAAGUAAGCAUAAUCGGAACACAUAGACGUUUUACACAGAAACUCGGGACCAAGCGGCGUUAUUCUGGGAUCCGUUUUUGAUCGCCAAAUCACUUAGCUUCCCUCGAAGUUGACGGCGACCGAGUGCCUGACAUUGCGAUCAUACCGACUGUUGUUGUCAUCACACUGCUAAACGCGGAAACAUCAGGUGAGAUUGGACACCGGCCGUUUGGCUAGCUAGCUUGCCGACCACAGUGCGUCGAAAAUACCUCUGCGGCUUGUUGAGCUGGAUCCGUCAAGCAGGUCGGAGCUCCUGUGGACGUGUCCCCUGGCAGUGGAAAUAAAGAGGUGGUGUUGGAUGUCACCACCAGUCAGUGUCGUGCUAAAUCUGGUUUGCUAGUAUCGUCUAUCGUGGCAAAUCAAAUGGAGAAGCUUCAGGACCUGAGCCAUUCAGAGCUACAGGAGCUCCUGGAUAACCCAGAAAGGGUGGAUUCUAUAGCUCUGGAGUCUGACGAGAUCCAGAACAUACAGCUGGAAAGAGAGAUGGCGCUGGCAUCAAAUCGCAGCCUGGCAGAGCAAAACCUGGACAUGAAGCCUCGCCUGGAGUCACAGAAGGACAUACUGGUGGACAGAUACAGUCAGCUGGAGGCCGUGAGAGAAACCUACAGACAACGCUGGUCCAUGAGAGAUGGGAUAGUCGGUCAGGUGUCUCCAGAAGCAUUGUUCUCCAAACUACAGACAGAGGGCAGCAAAAUGGAGGCAGAGUCAGAGGCUUUAGCUGAUGAGUUUCUGGAGGGCUCACUGCCGUUGGACUCAUUCCUUGACCGCUUCCUCUCCCUGCGCUCCCUCGCUCACAAAAGACGAGUGCGGGUAGAGAAACUUCAAGAGAUCUUGCGACAGAGGAGUGAAGGCAAUCCCACAGCCUUGACAUCAUCAGAAGGUAUCAGCCAGGAUCCCACAGCCACACCGUCCCCAUGGAAUCAACAGACAACAACAGCAACGGCGACAAAUCAGCAGCAGCAGCCGAACUCCAAACCUCAGUCAUCCACCUACCAGAACACCUCGCAGCCAGCUUCAUCAUCCGCAAGGGCCUCCUCUGGCCUCCCCUAUAGCCCGUACCCUGUGUCUUCACCCAAUCCUACUCCAGCAGCAGUGGUGGCAGCAGGCUCCGGCCCAGCCAACCCCCCAUCACAGUUCCCUCCGUACCCAGGUUCCGGCUCACCUUUCACCCCAGCAGGAAGCUACUCCGGCCCCAGGCCUGCUUUUGGGCCUCCGGCUUCUGCCACCUGCCCCUACCCAACACAGCCCUCCUUCCCUGCCCCGCACCCAGGCUCAGCAUUCGGCCAGUACACCCCUAGCCAGCCCCCCAGUGGCCCAGCACCCUACCCAGCUUCCUACAGCUAUGGCGGCUACAGCUACCCAGCUGGGCCUGCCUACUCCAAUUCUCAGUCGCCAACAGGGAGACCCAUCUACAGACCAGGAUAUGGAGUUCCACAGCCAUACUCCUGAAAGCACUACUGCUCCUUUUUUUUUGAAUUAUUCUUAAUUCUUCCCUUCUUUACUGUUUAAACUGUUCCUCCUUCCCUGACCCUCAGUUUCCUCAGCCUAAUUCCUUUCUUGUCUUUUUACCUUUUACAACUACCCUCCUCCUUUUUCUCAUGCUCCGAUAUUGUCUGAUUCAAAAGCUCUCUUGCUUUAAUUAUCUUUGUUGCACUAUUUCUCUCUAUCUCUCAAUAUCAGUCUGUUGAUCUCUCUGUCUUUCUCUCUUUCCCUAUUCUCCUCUGUCACCCCACCUACCCAUCAACUUCCCCACACUAGUCUCAGGUUGUUGCGUUGUGUUUGAGUGUUAAAACACUUGUAUCUGGCCCAUCAUGCACUCACUUUCCUCCUUCUCUCCAUCGUUCCUUACUUCAAUCCUCCUGUGUGUGUUGCUAUUUGGCAAUCAGAAUAUCUUUAUAAACACACAAGUGCACUCCCCCUUAUGACAAAUACAUGAAAAACCUGUCUCUGUAACACUACAGCACAUCAGUGUCCAGAAUCUUUGUUGUUCACAUUGUUAUUCACAAGCACAGUCUGCAUUGAGAAAACAACUCUUUAUGAAAGCUUCAGCAGGAAUGAGUACCCUUUAUUUUCUUCAACCAAAGAACCUUGUCAUGAUGACAGUGCUGUGUUUUGUUUCCUUUCAUUAUGGUGGUUUUGGAAAAGGGAGUUAGCUGAAGCUGCGUGACAGCAACUGUGAAAACCUUUUCAUCACUAUAAUAGUAUUGGUCACUGUGGCAUCAAACAAGAUCUAUGAUCUUCUGGGUGGACCUAGCAAGAUUUUUCAAAACUAUUUAACACCAUGUUUGGCAACCGUUGUGUACUGUCCACCGCACAAUAGCACUACAUCAUGGAAUUAGGCCACUGUUUUUAUUCAAAAUAAAUAGUAAAAGUUUAUAGCUAACUUUGUUUUUGGACAUUUCAGGGCAAUGGAAAAAUCUGUAUCAAGCUCUAAACUAGGGGUGGAACAGUUCAUUUAAAAAAUCUGUCAUAUUCGGUACGCUUGUCACGGUUCGGGGCACUUAUGUAUUGUUUGGUUGGUUCGGUUCAUGACACGCACAACGUAAGCCUUGCCAGUAACCCAGUGAAGUUUUUUUGUUUUUAUUUCAUUUGGCAUGAGGCAGAGGCAUUACAUUAUUGUACGUGGGGCCUAUUGAGGAUGGAAGCUUUUACUCCGUGCCAAGCUUUCCAACAGUAUGAACACCAGCAGCUACUGACCUGAGAGAUGCAGGUUGAUUAUAACAAAGCAGCCAAACUACACAUAACACAAAUGGUACAAUACACAAAUGUGUGGACCCAUCUCUGAAAACCAAAAUAUCUCUACAAAGUGAAUAUCUAUUAGCACAGCGGUUGGUCUGUUACGAAUAAAUGAUCCCAUUUUAUGUUGACGUGUGACCUUGAUCUCCCAAAGAGAUUAUUAUUUUUAUUAAUUAUUAUUAUCAUUAUUACCAUUAUUAUAAUUGUUUUUAUUAUUAUUGUUGUUAUUAGUAUCAUUCCACGUGCCACAAGCAGAUUGGAACAGCAUCAAUAAAGCAGUUUCCUUGACUGACGCAGAAAAACAAAGUAGCACGGGACACAGGACAUUUUUACUAAGUUCAUCAAACAAAUGUAUGUAUUAUGGUGCAUGCAUGCACAUUGGUCUUCAUGUGACAGCUCUUUAUAUUGUAAUAAUCGUUUCCUCAGUCAGUUAGGCCCGGUCAGAUGGGCAUCCCUCCUGAUGAUGUGCUUCUCUGGGGGGAAUCCCGGACCUCAGGCUGUGUUCACGCCCUUGUCAGUGUGCGUAAAAUAUAGAAGUUUUGGGAUCUGGGCAGUAGGUUUACUUUACUGUUAUUUUCAUAAAUUCAAUAUUUAGUCCCUGCAUGGUAAUUUGACUGUCUAGUCUGAAUGUGUUUUAUUUCCUCAGGUAAGAUUAGUGCAUCCAGGAAGCUUUUUAUUUCGUUUAUCUCAGCUGUUUUUCUGCUGUAGUGAGUCAUUGGAGAUCUGUUGGGUUAGGCAGUUAGUUUUGUUUUGUGUGUUCAUGAGUUGGUGCCACCUGCAGCCGUUCGCUUUCAUACAUAUGUUUGUUGGUUAGUGUCAAACUACUAAGUAUUUUAUUUUUAAUCAUUUUUAAUGCGCUCUUGCCUUGAUGACCACAACCGGUCUAGAAAUAUGAGAAAUUAAGUGUAACCCCCCCCCCCAAAAAAAAAGAAUUACAUAAACCGAACCAAACCGAAAACCAUGGAUUUUGUGAACCGUCCCACCCCUACUUUAAACACAGUAUCACCUUUUUAAAUUAAUAUGGCUCCUCCUCUUUAUAUCUGCUUGUUGAACAUGAACUGAUGCUCAGCAAGCAAUUGCCUAUUUACACACACAGCAGACACAGAGCAAGAAUAGAAUGAAUUUGGAGUCGCCUCUCUGGCCAUCUUUAAAAUGUAAGUCCAAUGUUCACUCUUCUUUUAAUUCUGUUUUGUUUUCCACAAACUCCAGAAAAAACAUAACUGGCUCUUUAGCUUCUAAAUGCUUUGCUGUGUUCACUGGCUAAUUUACUAACUAUGUCUGUCUGCUGUUUGGUGUAGUGUACUGUGAGGUUAUCAGGUUGAUGUGAGUGGAGAUGGUCAGAAAACCAACACAAUGAUACAAGAUGGCAAUUGGGUAUGCUGUUGAGGGCACAAAUAUUAAGUAUGUAGCUUAAGUUGUCCAUGUGUCCAACAAAUACAAACACAGCUGAUACCACAACAUGGUUUUGUUCAUUUGUUCUCACUUUCCCUGUCAUCCCCCAAGCCUAAUCAAUUCCUUCUCUCCGUCACUCUCCUACUCUUCAUAUCUGCUUGUUGAACAUGAACUGAUGCUUGACAAUGAUUACAAGAGAUUUUAUUUCUUUAAGUUCAAACUAUCAGUGAGCACACAUGUUCUGUAUAGUUUACUAGAGUGAAAAUAUAAAGGUUGGCAAUCAGUUCUGUGUCAAGCUGUGUGUUGAAGUGAAUUGAAUCCAAAUUGGUCCCAGCCACUGUAGAAUACUGUGCUGCUAUUAACACAUUUCUCUCCCAAAGAAAACAAGAAAAUCCUUUAAUUGAGCUUAAGUUGAGAUCUGAGUUGUAAGGCCAUUAUUUAAUAGGUCAUUGAACUGCAGUUUAAAAAGUAUAAAUGCAGCAAGAUAGAGGGAGGUAGCUUUGCUGUAGUAAUGAGUGACUGUUAUUGAAGGAACAGCAAGAUUACACAUAACUACAGAACAGCAACACACAGUUUUGAAUGAUCAAGAGUGAGUUCCACCCCUGUCUUCUUCCCACCAGUCUGGAACACUGCUCAUUUGUAUGUAAUGACACUGCAUGUCAGAACUACGUCCUGCAGUGCUACAUAAUUAUCUCAUUCUUUUUGUUGUAACUUGUACUCAGACUUUAGUUAGAAUCCCAGAUGGAUUCUCAUCAGCAGCACAUCUCUGCAGUAUGACUGUAUGCAGACCAGCAGCCAGCCAGUGAUCUCAUGAUAGUCUCUGUUCUGUUACUCUGGCCUCCACAGGAAAGGCUGGACAUCUAAGAGGACAGCCAUGGUUGCAUUUGCAAGGGAAAAGGAAAGAAAAGGAAAAUUCUAUAGUUGUUUUUAAAAUAUUAUUUAUCUUUUUAUAUAGAUUUCCAUGGUUACUUACCACUCAGUUCUUGAAAACUGAAAUGUUGGGUAUAGGUGUGUCCACUAUAGUUUAAAAGCUGAUUGCUUGUCUGACUGCUCAUGUUGUUUAACUCCAUUAUACAGAUAAUCGACCACUCCAACAGAUAUCAGCAGAUAUAAUUAAUUAUAGGAAUUAUUAUUAUUAAUAAUAAUUCUAUAAUAGUCAUUCUUAUUAUUAUAAGAAUGACAGCCAAUAUCAAGAAAACCAGCCCCAGGUUGUCUUUGAAAGUGGUGAACGUGUUGGAAAAUAGCAUAAAAGCAGCAUGAUGAUAGUUUUCUUGUGUAUAUUAAUAGCAUAAGAAUUGGUAUUUUGGAUAAGAAAUUAGCUGUACCACUUUCUAAUAAGGCACCCUUUAUAAAAACUGUAACUACUGGGUUUAUUGAUAAUAUUUCACAUAUCAGAUAAAUUCAAAGAAGGUUGUGAGAAAUCUCUACAGUGGGUUAACUUGGUGAUGUUAAAAUACCCACUUAGUGAAAACGUGAGCUAUAACUAAGCUAAAUUUGAACAGCUUGUGUGUAUCAGCUUAGCUCUUUCAUUCAUCAGGAACAGGUCUCUGAACCUUAAAACCAUUAAUAAAAACGUAUUUACAAUUACAACUGCAGACCUGGUAGGCUAUUGGAAAUUGAGAAACCAAUGAGCAUCUCAAACAUUUAGAACUGCAUUACUACCAAUCAAAAAGGAUAAACAUCAGUCAAUGGGAUUUUUAAUAACCUGGCAACCCAAAUUGUGUUAGUAGCUGUUAGCAGAUAUAAGGUAUGUAAUUAAUAGUUAAGAACUGCUAGAUAAUCAUUAGUUAAUUAUUAUAAACCAUGAAUAAACCAGUAGUUUCAGUUUAUAAAACUUGUAUGAAGGAUGCCCUAGUGGACUUUGUUACCUACUUAAUCUGUAAUCUAUAUAAUGUGAUCUCUAUCUGCAGAUGAAACAGAUAAUGGACAGUAUAAUGCAUGUGAUGGUGCAUGCUCCAGCUGGAUUGCACUGCUGUUGCUACAGAGCUCCACAUGGUGGCAACAGUGUUGGUGCAUUUCUUCACAUCUGUCAUCAAUUAUG